This is a messenger RNA of Lymnaea stagnalis (great pond snail), 1806 nucleotides long. The record is from the annotation of a GenBank genome assembly. Lineage: Eukaryota; Metazoa; Mollusca; Gastropoda; Lymnaeidae.
CAGCUGUACAUGUAUCUGGACAGAUUUUUAAGUGGAAAAGACCGCCAGGAUCUUUUCCAUAACAAACCAGCUAUUUUUAUCCCUAUCCCAACCUCUUUGGCCAGUGCUGAAUUCAUCAAUGAGAAGUUCCAUGCGGGAAUGCUGAUGAAAAGGGAAGAGGUUUGUUGGUCUGACCCAAGUGAGCUCUUUUCAAAGUACCAGGAAUCUCUGGAGAAAUUCAAGUCUCCUUUGAGGAAUUUAAAAAUUGUGAGUUGUUGAAAUGUUACUAUCAGUAUUGAAACAUUGAAUUAUAAAUUGUUAAAAUUAUACUAAUGUUAUGGUCAGUGCAAGAGAUCUUUAAUUGUAGGCAUGCAUUUAUUUUAGUUAAACAGAAAUGUUUAAAGUUCACAAGUUAAAAGAUAGAUUUCUUAGUUAUUAGAAUUAUUUUACACUUUAAAGUUUUUGCCUAAAUCAUAUUCAAAACUUUAAAAAAUUUAAUUUAAAAUGAGGACUGUUUGAAAUUGUUUAGAAUAUUGUAGCUCUCUACAGAUCUGACUAUUAAUAGUCUCUGAAAAUAAAGACAGCAAUAUUAUUAAAAAAUGUGAUGACUUAAAUAUAACGUGUUUCAUUUGAUUUCUAAACAUAGGUUAAAUUAACAUUUACUUUGUCAUCCUGAAUCUGUUUCUUUUACCUGCAGAUGUUUUAAAAUGAAAAUGUUUGAUAUUCAACUUAUCCUGAAUUAAACUUUCAGCUGAUGGAUCCAUAUCCUAAAUUAAAAGAGGUUUUUGUGAAUAUGGCCAGAAUAGAUAUGGAACCAAGCACCUUCCAUCUUGCUCAGCUUGUACAACAUAUUACCACAGUUUAUAGUCAAUCAGAGAAAGAUGUUCUAGAUGACGUAUUGUUCUUAUUUUCAAAAAUAGGGUUGGAUCUUAGCAAAAUUGAAGAAAAAGAAGCAGGUAAAAAUAAAAGCUAUGUUUUUCCCAUCUAUGGUUUAAUUUUAACUAAUUCAGAAUGAUUAAUUUUACAAGAAAAUUUCCAAAUAUUUUCAUUUUAUUUCUGUCAUGUAAUUUAUGUUAAUAAUGUUAUUGGGUAAAUUAUGUUAUGCUUGGAAAAAAAAAUCAUAACUCAAUAGGCCUAUCAGCAGUUUUAAAGUAGUGUUCUCUAGUGUUCUCUAGGAUUUGUAGAGUGUUUUUUUUUUGUUAGUAAGAUUUGUGAAAAGAUUUGACCAAAAGUUAAUUAAAGAUACCAGUUAAAGUUAUACAAUAUUAACUUUUAAUAAAAAAAUCAUAACUCAAUAUGCCUAUCAGCAGUUUUAAAGUAGUGUUCUCUAGUGUUCUCUAGGAUUUGUAGAGUGUUUUUUUUUUGUUAGUAAGAUUUGUGAAAAGAUUUGACCAAAAGUUAAUUAAAGAUACCAGGUAAAGUUAUACAAUAAUAACUUUUAAAUUAAAAUACAGUGAUUCAUAACUUUCUGUGGAUCUAUUUAAAGAGAUAGCAAAUUAAUGUUGUAUAUUAAACCAUUUUCAAUGAGAUAAUUAUUAUUAAAAACACAUUUUAACUUAAGGUGUAAUGACUCCAAUGGCACAGAAGGCAACAAUCAAUCUUCCAAAAGUGAUGGAAUUAUUGAAAGAGUCAGAAGUUUUCCCCACAAAACGGGGUCAGUGGGUCAGCAUUAAAGACAAACCAAUGAUAGCCAACUCUGAAGAGUUGGAAAAAGUUUUCGGUGAUUUGGAAAAGCACAAAUAUCAUCUUCUGAAACUGGAAACAAAAAGCUCACUUAGCACCAGAAAUAAAAACAAAAGAGGUGAAGGAAUUUAUCUUCUUGUUUAA